Puccinia graminis f. sp. tritici CRL 75-36-700-3 is the source of this 2586-nucleotide messenger RNA. RefSeq lists its product as uncharacterized. Bases 1 to 2163 code for a protein of 720 amino acids. The transcript has 18 exons. Gene Ontology annotation, cellular component: histone deacetylase complex. Gene Ontology annotation, molecular function: histone deacetylase activity. Gene Ontology annotation, biological process: chromatin organization. Lineage: Eukaryota; Fungi; Basidiomycota; Pucciniomycetes; Pucciniales; Pucciniaceae. The record is from RefSeq and is a predicted model, not a curated record.
AUGGCCCACGAGAAGCAGAACGGAACAUUCACCUCGAAUCCUCACCAUGCCCCUCCGUCCACUUCAUUGUCCAGGCCAUCCCGCACUGGGAUCUGUCAUUCUCAGCAGAUGCUCAAACAUUGGAAGCCUGACGUCCAGUUCGAUACGAUAAAGGAUCAGGACGACGAGAAUGAAGAACCCGAACGGCCCUCCAGAAUCGCUAGGAUUAUUGCGCAUGUUUCAAAGCAAAAAUUGACCGAUAAUUUGGAGCACAUCAAAAUUCGAAAGGCUACCAAGGAAGAGAUCAUGUUGGUUCAUAGCGAGGGACAUUGGAAACGAAUAGAGGAAACUGCAACAAUGUCGCUACAAGAUCUAAAAGAUCGCUCCGCGUAUUUUACGCGUCUGUCGCUCUACGUGAAUGGAGACACGUUUGAUUGUGCCCGACUAUCCUGUGGAGGAGUGAUCGAGAUGUGUCGCGCGGUGAUGGACGGGAAAAUUAAGAAUGGCUUUGCCGUCGUCCGACCCCCUGGACACCAUUCUGAACCUGAAGACCCUUCGGGUUUCUGUGUCUUUAAUAAUGCCGCCAUCUCGGCUAAAUGGCUCAGAACGGUUUAUCCUGAUAAAGUGAAGAAAGUGCUGCUGGUAGAUUGGGAUGUGCAUCAUGGAAACGGAAUUCAGCGGUCCUUCUACUAUGAUUCGAGUGUUUUGUAUAUCUCUAUCCACCGGUUCCUACAAGAAAAUCGGAGUGAAUACUUCUACCCGGGGACCGAUUGGGGAGGCAGCAAUCGAGUGGGAGACGGUGAUGGUCAAGGCUUCAAUGUCAAUAUUCCUUGGCCGGAGGGCGGAAUGUGCGACGCCGAUUACAUCUACGCUUUCCAACGUCUCGUCAUGCCCAUAGCCAUGGAAUUUGACCCGGACUUUGUCAUCGUUUCCGCCGGAUUUGAUGCGGCCAAGAAUGACCCAUUGGGGGAAUGUAACGUCACACCUGAGGGAUUUGCUCACAUGACUCACAUGCUAACGUCACUGGCAAGCGGAAAGACCGUACUUGCACUUGAGGGUGGUUAUCACCUGGAAUCUCUGGCAUUAUCAGCUACUGAGUGCAUCAAAGUCUUGAUGGGUGAAGCACCACCCAAGCUGGGCUGUGCAAUGGUUGCUAGUGAUGUAGCAACAGAGACCGUAGACGAGUGCUUGAAAAUUCAAUCAGCGUUUUGGAAAUCACUGCCUCGACAGGGACUCUCUGCUAAGUAUGAGCUUGAGAUGGAUGGACUCAGCAUUCCUCUCGGGGAUGUUCUCAAAAUGCAUCGCUCAUAUGAUCUAUACGAAGCUCAUGGACUGUGUACCAUUCCAUCCCAUGACCAACAAUCUUCUGGCCUCUCAAAAUCUUACCAGAAUCAAAUCAUGGUCACAGAUAAUGUUUAUGACUGCAAAACUCUAGUCUUGUUCAUGCACGAUCUAGGAAGCCUCCGGAAUGAAAUCUUCACGGAAUCGGCGAACCUGAAAGACGAAAAUGAAGCACUCAUCGCAUACAACAAGGUUCUGAUGGACUGGAUCCGGAAGAAUGGAUACGGACUGAUCGACGUCCAAGUCUUGCCCUCGUAUCUCUCAGACCUGGUCCUCGACGGAAUGGCGAAGAAAGCCGAGCAAGCGAAGACGGUCAAAAGGAUGGUUAAUUGGAUAUGGAACCAAUUUAUCUCAUUGUCCGAUUGUCAAAAUCUCAUACUGAUCUGUUUGGGAGAAGGCUGUGCUGCGCUUCCUGUGCUCUUUGAUAUCAAAGACUUCUCUGAUAAGUUGAAGGCCUCGGUCCACAUCCCUAGUUCCAGGCAGCCUCCUCUUGUGUUUCCGAACGACUGCAACUGGCAUAGGGCGAUAUCAGCUGGAUUCUUAGGUUCGACUGAGGAAGAUCGAGCGAAGAUCCAAAACACGGCCAAGGAGUAUUCUUACGGAAAAGUCAGCGUAUCUGACAAGUUCAGGCCGAGCCAGAUCUUGCGAUCAGAGUGGGACAAGAUCACCGAGUUCAUCCACGCCAAGUUGGCCGGCGAUCUGCCCCCCAACGGACCCCAAACUAAUGGUAAUACUCUCAGUCGUCGGACCUCUCAGAUCGCCAGCAAUGGUCGCCCAAUCCCCAAUGGUACUCCUAAUGGCCUUCGUUCUGAGCCUCCUGCUCUGCCGAUGGAUCUUGAUUAGUCCUUGUUUGAUUCUUCAAACUUCCCUCUUCUGCUGACUCCAAACAUUUCAAUGUCUGAUCUUUGAAGGACUUCCAUCCAUUUGGAACUUUUCAUUGGUUUAUCAUAUCCAUUACUUGACCCUUUUUGAUCCUUGAUAUAAAUACCUACACUUUUUUUUCUUUUCUGACUUUACAAUUGUUACUUUACUUCCCCAAUUCUCCAUAUCACUACAUAUACCUGUUUGUUCUCUUUUUCAGCUUUCUCUUUAUUUUGUUUUUUAAACUUGAACUUGAACUUGCAAAAAAGGAGACAAAAAAAAUGCACCAAUUUUGUAAUGAUCUCAAUGUGUAUUGUUUUUUUCUUUUCUGCUCAAACGUUUGGUCCUAUUUCAUACAUUAAAAGAAUCAGAAGGGUAAUGAAAAUGUUUUUGCUAUGGUGUAAA